AUGAGAAACAAGAACGGCAAAAGAGCCAGAGUGGAGCCAUUGGGGAGAACGGCAGAGUCGGUGGUUGCUAAUAAAAGGUUUGGAGGAGGAUCGCCUCCGAGCAGCACAUUAUCAUCGGCUAGCUCGUGCCUAUCGACCACGGAGGAAAUGAAGGAAGAGGUUGCCUCGUCGUGGAUUGAGGAACCGCCUGUAAUGGUGGUGGUGGGAUGUCGUAGAUGUUUUAUGUAUGUUUUGGUCUCACUAGCAAGGAUUUGUUGCCCUAAGUGCAAAUGCAAUGAUUUGAUCAUGUUUUAG
This is a messenger RNA of Brassica oleracea var. oleracea, 294 nucleotides long. RefSeq lists its product as uncharacterized. The transcript has a single exon. The record is from RefSeq and is a predicted model, not a curated record. NCBI's taxonomy places the organism in Eukaryota, Viridiplantae, Streptophyta, Magnoliopsida, Brassicales, Brassicaceae. Bases 1 to 294 code for a protein of 97 amino acids.